Vanrija pseudolonga is the source of this 380-nucleotide messenger RNA. RefSeq names its product Stress-response A/B barrel domain-containing protein UP3 (gene UP3). The record is from RefSeq and is a predicted model, not a curated record. Lineage: Eukaryota; Fungi; Basidiomycota; Tremellomycetes; Trichosporonales; Trichosporonaceae. The coding region runs from base 54 to 350 and encodes 98 amino acids. The transcript is spliced from 3 exons.
CGCGACAACCACUUGCUGUUGCGUUCUCUCCAUCCUCAUCAACAGCAGUCAACAUGGGUAAAAUCGUCCACAUCGUCCUCUGGAAGCUCAAGCCCUCCAUCAACGUCGCGACGGCGACCGCCGCAAUCGACGCGCUCAAGACCGUCCCUGGCCCCAUCAGCGCGCACCUCGGCCCGCCGGCCAUCCACGACCGCGCAAAGGGCUUCAACUACGGCCUGUACUCUGUCUUUGAGAGCCGCGAGGCGCUCGACACGUACGCUGUGUCUGAGGCGCAUGUCAAGGUCGUUGUGGAGAACGUGCGGCCUAAUGUUGAGGACGUCCUUGCGUACGACUUUGAGCUUGAGCAGUAGUUUGACUGGCAAUGCAAUGUUGAAGUGACA